AUGCGUGCACGUUUACACGACCCCAGUUCACAUCUGAAUGCCAAGAUAUAGCUGCACGUCUGAGUGCUAACAAUCGUCUACCAGGCCUGGCUUCUACGCAAGCAACAAUUCCAAUCCGUUUUCGGCACUUUACUAUGAUGCCGCAGCGCAUUUCGCCCUUGAACAGUUCGCGCAGAGGCCUUUGUGUUCCUGGUGUUUGAGUGUCGGGGGUUGUUGUGAUCCGAACGUGCCAGCUUGCUAUAGCUGGGAUUGGCUCCACGCCCUUGCUGGCGACGCAGUGCUCGACGUUCGCAAUCCCUUGCCACGUACACUUCUUUCGGAAUUGCAAACGCAACAGAGAACGUGAACAGAUGGCGAUGGUGUUAAUUUGGGCGCGUUCCAUAAUCAAAAGUGAUGGCAUAUAUCCAACCCGACAACACAAGUUUCGCUUGAGUCGCAUUGAAUUUGAGCCGGUAAUAACGUAGGUGCUCAUCAUGCCUCCUACUUUUGUAGCUAGGCUGCUGGAGUUGAGGAAGAGAGUAUCGGAGAGAGCCGUGGGUCCUUGGACUGAGAUCAAAAGCGCCCUGAAGGAGCGAGAGGCUGCUGUCAAUGUGAUAGAAGCAACGGACGAGUUUUUGGCUGCCCAUGGUCGCAAGAAGCUGAAGCUACAGACUCCCUGGAAAGUGCAGAAAGAAACUCCGAAUAAGGCUAUAAUUUGGGUUCAAGGACUCUUGACCAAAGUCGACAGCCCUGGGAAUGGAAUCAGAAACUCCUUUAACGAGCUGAAGUCUGCUGGAAAUGCAGGCGCAGCGACCAACAAGUUCCUGGCUGCGCAUGACGGCGAGAUGGCGCAGCUGCAGACCACGGGGGAAGUGCAGCGAAAGCCGUUGGAGAAGGCUACAGCUCGCUUACAAGGGCGCUGGAAUGGGGAAGACAGUCCCAGAAAGCGUCCCCGUGUCUAGUGGGUAUCAGCUCCCAGACACACUGGAGAGGGUUAGGCGACAGAGGCAUCGAUGACGGUCACCACCACAGUAAAGGAUGGAAGAGCGGGGCAUGAUCUUGUAUGGGUGUCUAUUGGACAAAACAUGCAAC
Molecule: messenger RNA, 1071 nt
Organism: Paraphaeosphaeria sporulosa
Lineage: Eukaryota; Fungi; Ascomycota; Dothideomycetes; Pleosporales; Didymosphaeriaceae
Exons: 2
Coding region: 474-941 (155 amino acids)
Source: RefSeq, a predicted model, not a curated record